AGUCUGUAGAAAGCCAUCGGCCGGUUAAGCGUCUAGUCCUUGCAAAUCUCGUUUCGCACAAACUUUUUCUCUUGUACCAAGCUCCGUGGUGUGAGUGAAUUUAGUAGACUGCUGCUUUGUGUUCUCGAACCAAAUCAAAUUCGCAAAAGAAUAAACUUUUUCUCCAAAAGAAAAGUUUCUAAAAUCGAAUUCGCCUAGCGAAGAGGGUCAAGAAAAUUGAGUAUCGAUUUUAGUGUCCGGUUCCGCUAGUGUGGUAGUGUUGAAAGAGUUCCCGUAAGUGCGUUAACAGCUAGAGCAAGAAAAAAAAGAUGGCAGCCGUUAGUUUCGAUGAAAAAGUCCUUGCCGCAAAGAAGAUCAUUUGCGAUAUUGAGGGUACUACCUCUUCCAUUAGCUUCGUGAAGGAUGUUCUAUUCCCUUACGCACUAAAGAAUGUCGAGGAGUACCUCAAGACCCACUGGAGCGAUGAUGCGACAAAAACCGUUGUCGCUGCUUUGCGCGAACAAGCCGACGAGGACAAGAAGGCCGAGCUCGAAGGUGCUGUAACCAUUCCUGCUGAGGACUCCGAAGACAUCAUUCCAGACGUAGUCAAGAACGUCGAAUGGCAGAUGUCUAAGGAUCGCAAAACCGGUGCUUUGAAAACUCUGCAGGGACUAGUCUGGGCCAAGGGUUACAAAGACGGAACCAUCAAGGGACACGUUUACGAAGAUGUGAAGAAAGCUUUGGAACAGUGGAACGAAGGUGGUCACAAGGUAUACAUUUACUCGAGCGGAAGCGUCGACGCACAGAAGCUGCUGUUUGAGCACAGCGAACAGGGUGAUCUGGUAAAGUAUGUUUCCGGAUACUAUGACACCAAAAUCGGCGCCAAGCAGGAGAAGAACAGCUAUGAAGCCAUUCUCAAGAACAUUGAGGCAACAGGCGAAGAAGCUCUCUUUUUGACCGACGUUGUAGGCGAGGCUAAAGCCGCCAAGGAAGCUGGUUUGAACGUGGUUGUGCUAGAUAGACCCGGCAACGCCGAGCUAUCAGAGGAUGACCGAAAAGAAUUCACAGUCAUCUCAUCCUUCACGGAUCUCCCUCUCGAAUCGGUUAAAACGACCGAAACCGAAAACGGCACUGAGAAGGAGGAGACUGUAACCGAAUCGAAGGAAAAGGUUGCUGCCGAUUCGGAAAAAGAAGCCGAAAAAGAAACCGCUGCCGCGCAAACCGAAAAUGGUGCUGAUGCUGAAAACGGAGCCAGCAAGCGCAAAAUUGACGAAACUGCCCAAGACGACGAAGCUCAGCCCCCUUCGAAGGUAGUCAAGGUUGACCAAAACGGUAGCGAUGUUGACGACGCUGCAAAACAGAACGGUGACGCAACGGCGAUUAAGGUGGAAGAACCCGCUCCCUCUACGAAAACCAAUGGUAAGCCUGCUGGUGGUGACGCGGAGGCGAUGGACGUUGACACCGAAAUGACCGAUGCCGCCCAACCAUCCACAACUGCCACCACGGCAGCUGAUACAGAAACUGAAAAAGUAACCGAUAAGACUGAAACUGAAGAAUCUCCCAAGGAGAAGCUGAAAGCGGAUGAUGAAGUCAGUAAAACUGACUCCAACGAGGAUGCCAAACAGAAGGAGGAACCCGCAACGGGUAACGAUGACAAAAAGGGGGCGGAAAUUAAGAAGCAGAAGGCUGAAGACGCCAAGGAUAGCGACGCAGAAGAUGAAGCUGCACCACCAGCCAAGAAAGCAAAGGUCGAGGAACCGAAGAUGGAUGUGGAUGAGAAGGAUGGAACCGCAACUGAAAAGAAGGAACAGCAGGCUACCGAAGAAAAACCCAUAGAAUCCACUAAAAAUGACGUCACCAAGGCGGAAGAAAAUGAAGUUGAAAAACCAGUUGAAACUGUCGAAACCGAACUGACCUCUACAGAAACGGCAAAGAUCGAUACAACUAAGGAUACACCAAUUAAAACUGUUGAAGAGGUAUCAGUUACAAAUGCCGAGAAAAAAGAAGAAAGCAAAUCUGAGGUAAAGACUACACCAUUUGAGAGCGAUUCCGUGGAGAAGCAGACUGCUGUUGAUGAAAAAAUUCAAAAAAAAGCUGCGACUAACGAUAUGGAGAAGGAAACAGAAGAACUUUCCGCGGAGUCGAAAACAGAAGUAAAACCAACCGAAAAGCAUAUUGAUGUUAAGGCUGAUGAAGUGGACAACAAAGUAGCAGCUACAAAAGCAAAGGAAAUGGACAAAACAUCAGAGAGUAUUGAAGAAAUUCAACCGCAGGAGUCCAAUGAAGUUAAGGAGAACAACAAAACUGAAGAAGAUAUUAAGAAUACUGUUUCUGAAAAGUCGGAGUCCAAAAAGAACGUUAAAAUAGCUGAUGAGAAACAAACCGAUAAGGAAGUUGACGUGAAGAAGGUUGAAGAAGUUAACACAGCGAGAGAACUCGAAAAGGCAUCAACAGCAAAGAUAACGGAAGAUAACAAGAAGACAGAGGAACCGAUGGCAACGGAAGAAAGUAAAACGGUAGAAGAAGUUGUGCUCACGAAAGAGGUCAAUACUGCCGUAGAAAUGAAGAACACAGAAGAAGUCAAAACAACAGAAGAAACUAAACCAGUAGAACAGGUCAAACCAACAGAAAAGGCGAAGCCAACAGAAGAGAUCAAGCCAAUGGAAGAGGUGAAGAUAACAGAAGAGAUUAAGCCAACAGAAGCUGCCAAACCUACAGAUGAGGUAAAACCAACAGAAAAGGUGAAACAAACAGAAGAGGUGAAACCAGCAGAAGCAGUCAAAUCAACAGAAGAGGUCAAGUCAGCAGAAGUGGCCAAACCAACAAAAGUGGUCAAGCCCACAGAAGAGGUGAAGCCAACAGAAGUGGUCAAGCCCACAGAAGAGGUGAAGCCAACAGAAGUGGUCAAGCCCACAGAAGAGGUGAAGCCAACAGAAGCAGUCAAAUCAACGGAAGAAGUCAAACCGACAGAACAGAUCAAGUCAACAGAAGUAGUCAAACCAACAGAAGAGGUCAAGUCAGCAGAAAAGGCCAAAUCAACAGAAGCGGUCAAACCAGCAGAAACAGUCAAAUCGACAGAAGAGGACAAAUCAGCAGAAGUGGCCAAACCAACAGAAGUGGUCAAGUCUACAGAAGAGGUGAUGCCAACAGAUGAGGUCAAGCCAGUAGAAGCUGUCAAAUCAACAGAAGAGAUCAAACCGACUGAAGUGGUAAAACCAACGGAAGAGGUCAAGUCUACAGAAGAGGUAAAAUUAACAGAAGAGGUUAAGCCAGCCGAAACGGUCAAACCUACAGAAGAGGUAAAACAAACAGAAGAGGUUAAGUCUGCAGAAGUAAUCAAGCCAACAGAAGAUGUCAAGCUAACAAAAGAGGUUAAGCCAACAGAAGCGGCCAAACCAACAGAAGAGAAGGAACCUGCAGAAGAGGUGGAAUCAACAGAAGAGGCCAAACAAGCUGGGAAAGUGAAGCCAACUGAAGAAGUUAAACCAGCGGAAAAAUGCAAAUCUUCUGAGGAAGUCGAACAAGCCCCAGAAGUCAAACCAGCAAAAGAAGUGAAGCCAGCAGAAGAAGUAAAAUCAACAGAAGAAGCGAUGGAAACGGAUGAAGUCGAGUCGAAGGAAGACAAAAAGACGAAAGUUGUGAUACCAGAAGAAUUGAAGACAGAAGAGCCCAACAAAACUGACGAAGUAAAGCCACUAGACACGGAAGUUGCAAAGCCGGAUCCUACAAAAGCUUCCGAAGAAAAGACAGACGAGAAAAUGGACACCUCGGAGGAAGUGAAAGAAACUAAAGGCAUCGAAGCAACUACAGCUGGACCUGCUGAAGAAGUUGCCGUUGAAGCUAAGGAAGACGUAGCUAUGGAAGCAGAACCAUCCGAUGCCACGAAAGAAAACAUCAGCACAGAAGAAAAGCCACAAUCAAAAGUAGAGAAAUCUGAAUCAGAACAAGACGAAGCUAUGGAGGUAGACUCUGCAACCACAAAUGAAACCGAAGCGAAGACUGAAUCGAAGACUUCAACUGAAGUUGUUAAAUCGGAAGAAAGUAAAACGACAUCAGAAGAAGUCUCGACUACAAGCACAACUGAUGUGAAAGAAAAUGGCACACUUGAAAACGGUACGUCCGAAAAAGUUAAUGGUAAGGAAGAACCACGUGUUCCAGAAAACGGUGAAGCAGAUUCCAAAGUAAACACGAAUGGUAACCACGACGAGAAAGCCGAUAGUGAUAAGGAAAACGAUACAUCCGUUAGUAAUAUUGAGGAAUCCACAUCCGCAGUCACCACCACCACCAGCAAUGGCAACAGCAAUGAGAGCGAUAGCAGUACCACCGCCACUUCGACUGAUAUCGUAGCGGAAAUCAAAUCUAAGAAGGUAAUCGACACGACUGUGGAUUCCGCGACGCCACCGGUUGAAACCGAGUCGUAAAUCCUUUACUUUCUUUAGGUUCUAGAAUCCUUCCGUUGAUAAGUAGGUAAAAAGUGCGUGUCGAUGCUCAAUUUACGAGCAGUAGACCACGUUCAACAUGCUUAAGAAAUUUUUAUAUAAAUAUUUAUAUUAGCAGGACAAACGACAAAACUUCUCAAAGAUUCGAUUUUUUUCUGUUGUCGUGAUAAAACUGAUCGAUUAUACGAAAUGAUGGUCUACUUGGAGAAAUCAGCUACUCAAUGUCAUUGUAAAUGAGAAUACUUAGAAUUGUAUUGCCGUAUACUUACACUCAGAACAUAAGCCUAAAUAUCUCUCUCUACACGAAAGUCAUUGAGAACUAAUCAAGACACUUUUAUUUCUAACCAUGGGAGGGAGAUAAAUGAGCAAACCAUGUGUGACUUUCUAGUUGUGAUGUUGUUUUUAUAUUGGAAGUAUCGUUUUUUGUAGUUGGUCUAUUUUUUUGUACCAAAUUUAACGUGUAUUUGCAAAGCAGACUUUAUUAAAAGGACCCUAUUUAUCGUAUAGGGAACGUGAUUGUUUAUUAGCGGUCGAAAUCAACUUUCCAAGGCGCAAGGAAAACCUCACUGCAUUUAUAUAUGUCUUCCCACGGAACACAGCACAAGGCACAACCGAGAAAAAGACUAACCAGAAAACAUAAGUUCCUCCAUCUAGUUAUAGAAACUAACUGAGAAGUAGUUUUUACUUGAGAAGGGAAGAAGAGCUUCGAUCUGCUUUUAUACUCCAAUCAUUUUCCUUGUAUGAUUUUUAUUCCUAACAACUAUCGCAAGAGUAAACUAAUCACAUACAACGGAUAGACUGCCAAACAUUUCUUUGUUAAAUAAAUACGUUAUUCGAAAAUUUCCGAAUCUUGAGAGAUAUAAAAAAACAAUAUUUCAGUAUUAUCAAGUUGCUCCUAAGACACAAAACAAAAAUGAACGUUUUCGUAAUGAUUUUUUUGAGCAUAAGAUAGCUUUUCUGUGUGUUUCCGAUAUGGAACAACAAUGCACACAACAAUUAUCGUUAUCUUCGAUUUUCCAAUGUUUUCAUAAUAUAUGACAAAGGUGUUACAAUGGAGAGAAUGGGAGUGCGAUGUAACUUGAUUCUCGCUUAUCAGAACGUAAGUACUUGGAAAACAAUUAUCUGAGCUAGUGUAAGUGCUCUUUGUUUUCCAACAAAAAAAAAAAAAGAUAUGUAUCAUCGGCUUCGUUUGAAGUUGCAUAUAAAAGAUAAAAAAAUAAAAUAUUCAAACAAAGAAGAGGAAUAUUACAUUCAGAAUAACGUAAGAACGGAAAUAAACUAACCAAUAAUAUUUUAGGAAUUAUUUAAA
This is a messenger RNA of Armigeres subalbatus, 5727 nucleotides long. RefSeq names its product enolase-phosphatase E1-like. The record is from RefSeq and is a predicted model, not a curated record. The transcript is spliced from 7 exons. Gene Ontology annotation, molecular function: magnesium ion binding; acireductone synthase activity. NCBI's taxonomy places the organism in Eukaryota, Metazoa, Arthropoda, Insecta, Diptera, Culicidae. Bases 309 to 4400 code for a protein of 1363 amino acids.